Messenger RNA from Bipolaris victoriae FI3, 462 nucleotides. RefSeq lists its product as hypothetical. The coding region runs from base 1 to 462 and encodes 153 amino acids. The record is from RefSeq and is a predicted model, not a curated record. The transcript has 2 exons. NCBI's taxonomy places the organism in Eukaryota, Fungi, Ascomycota, Dothideomycetes, Pleosporales, Pleosporaceae.
AUGCAGUUUACAUCCCUUCUUACCGCCCUGCUGUUGGCUGCUCCAGCAAUCGUCAUCGCUGCACCUGUGGCCAACAACAACGCUGUCAGUGCCGUCACUGACGUCUUCACUCGCGACAAUCCUACCUGCAACCCUGUGUUCUCCACGGAUGCCAAGGUCAAGGCACAACAGCAAAAGUCGUUGCAAUUGAUGAAGGACCUCACCAAGGAGUACCAUGCCGCUGAGAAGAAAUGCCCCAGUAACGCAAUUACCACUUUCACCAAGAAGGGAGGCGACAAGAAUGCCAAAGAAGCACUCAAGAAGAAGUGCAUUGAAGGAUACACCGAGUGCGCACAGAAGCGUCAGGAGGCCAACAAGGCUUGUGUUGCUGCUGGCGGAAAGAGCGAUGAAGGUCACAAGCAAGCUGUCCAAUUCUGCAAGACCAAGGCUGCUGAGUGGCGUGCAAGGAAGGUUCCCAACUAA